AUGGAUAUCGACGAUGACGACGAUGCCUGGUCGUACUCGUUUCCGCCGUCUACCGAAUCAUUAGUACUACCAGCAAAUAGCUCUACUUCUAGAGCAAACAAUUCUAACGGAGGUUCAUAUUCUAAUCCUAAUUCUAAAACAAAACUCAACUCCAACUCCGAAAAUUCCACAGUACAACCCAAUUCAACUCGAGAAGGAAGUCAAGACUCCCAAGAACCCCCUGGAUUCGUCCAGAAAGCUUCUCCAGCAAAUCCUCAGGCAACGAUAGAAGAUGCUGAGUCAUUUAUAUCGAAAAAGAGUGAGUCUUCCAAUGCCUUAUUUGAAGAGACAUUACAAUCUCAUAAUAGCACCACACCAUUGGAUAACGAUAUAUUGAAGAGUCCAAAAUCAGCAGAUGACGCCGAAGUACCUUCACCAAAAGUCAUUGCCUACAGAAAAUCUAAACGUGUAUUAAGCGAGGGCAAUUUUGACUCAAUCAUGGAGUCUCCUCCCGAGUUGAAAGAGAAAUUCGACAGCCGUCUCUAUUUGGAUGAGUUCUUCAAAGAUACUCAAUACAGAUACGCGACUAUGAAGAGAAAUACCGACUUCCACCAAUUAUUCCACUCGUUGGACUUGACUGAUAGGCUUGUAGACGAUUUCUCGUGUGCUCUUAGUAGAGAAAUCUUGCUCCAAGGAAGAUUAUAUGUUAGUGAGAAUAACAUAUGUUUCAAUUCCAAUUUGCUAGGAUGGGUUACAAACUUGGUUAUUCCAAUGGAAGAAAUUACCCACUUUGAAAAAAGGGCAACAGCAGGUUUGUUCCCUAAUGGUAUCACAAUCGAAACUGCUGAGGCCAAGCAUGUGUUUGCUAGUUUCCUUUCAAGAGACCAGACGUUUGAGUUCAUGAAGACCAUACGGGAAGAAACUACGGGUAGACCUCUCGAGUCAGAAGACCUGGCUAAUGAGAAAGUCGGGCAAGCACUUGUAGUACGAGAAAAUGAUCAAUCUUCGGAAAUUCAGUACUCUGAGAUGGGAGAAGAGUCUCCUGGAAUCUCGUCCUAUAUAAUGUCCAUUGAUGGGGACGAUGAAGUGGAAGAUAUGGAUGAAGAUGACGAAGAUGACGAGGAUAAUGAAGGAUCUAUAGAAACAAGUAAAACAUUUGCAUCUCUGAAGAGAAAAUCGAUACCUUCUGGAGAUGGACUACGCGUGAAAGUGUUGAAGUUCAAAGACGAUUCCAACUACAAGAAUAUGGGACCAGAUACACAUGCUCCUACAGAAGAGAAGUCUGUAGAGAGAGAUAAGGAAGAAAAGGAGUUGUUCGAAGAAAUUAUCGAUGCUCCUUUAGGUGUUGUUUUCGAGAUUCUCUUUGGCUCUAAUACAACUUUCCAUAGACGAUUUUUGGAGACUCAUGAUGGCUCGGAGUUGUCUCAGUACGACAAAUUCCAUCCCCUGGAGGAUGAUCCUACAAAGCUUGAAAGAACUUACACCUAUCGGAGAGCGUUGGAGUAUUCUAUUGGUCCUAAAUCCACGAUGUGUGUGGUAAGUGAAACAAUAGAACAUCUCAACUUUGCUGAUUAUAUAGUUGUGGUGACGAACACUGCUACUCCAGAUGUACCACUGGGCAACUCUUUCUCGGUUAGAACCCGUUAUGUAAUGACGUGGGGACCGCAAAAUAAAACUAAUUUGCGAAUCUCCUACUAUAUCCAUUGGACAGCCAGAUCGUGGAUUAAGGGAGUCAUAGAAAGACUGUCACAUUCGGGUCAGUUUGCAUUUUUUAAGGAUCUACUUGUGGACCUUAAGCAAGAAAUUAAGUCCACAACUUACUAUCCAGUUGUGCCAAAGGUCAAGAAAGCAAAGAUCAAGCCAGUAGAGAAGAAGUUCUCGUACAACGAGUUUAUCAGGAACAAUAUUGUUUCCGUUUGCUAUCUUAUCUUGUCAUUCUUCAUUAUAGUCCUAUUCUUGCAGUUGCGGAUGUUCAUGGUUAUAAACGAAACAAACGAGCUUAUCAAGAACCAUCUUGUGAUUAAUACGCGGCUUGUGUAUGUGGCAGAGCAACAGCAAGGACAACUUUGGGACUGGGUAAAGAAGAAGUACGGCAAGGAGUUAAGUCCGAUCGAGAAAAUCGAGUACUUGACUUACCAGAUAGGAGCCUUGUAUCAAGACAAGGACGAGUCCAGUAGUCCCUUUGCCAGGUUUGAAGAGCGUAUCCAGGACAUCAAGCUGCUGGUGAAGGAGUUUAACUACGAGGACUAUCUCAAUGUUGAGGGGGUCAAGAGUGCAAUUGAGAAUCUCAUCUAACUAAUGAUUAAAAUCAAUAAUGAAUUUAUAUAAAAUUUAUAAUGAAAAGGGUGCU
This is a messenger RNA of Scheffersomyces stipitis CBS 6054, 2329 nucleotides long. RefSeq lists its product as uncharacterized. The coding region runs from base 1 to 2274 and encodes 757 amino acids. Gene Ontology annotation, biological process: intracellular sterol transport. The transcript is spliced from 6 exons. Lineage: Eukaryota; Fungi; Ascomycota; Pichiomycetes; Serinales; Debaryomycetaceae. Gene Ontology annotation, cellular component: endoplasmic reticulum membrane; cortical endoplasmic reticulum; plasma membrane. Gene Ontology annotation, molecular function: sterol binding; sterol transfer activity. The record is from RefSeq and is a predicted model, not a curated record.